Molecule: messenger RNA, 3049 nt
Organism: Bombus huntii
Lineage: Eukaryota; Metazoa; Arthropoda; Insecta; Hymenoptera; Apidae
Exons: 5
Coding region: 1075-1824 (249 amino acids)
Source: RefSeq, a predicted model, not a curated record
CGCAUACCUUCUCACAGAAAGGAUCCGCAAUUCGUCGCCAUCAGGGAUGGUUCCGCCUCUCUGUACAUGCGCAACGUAGAAGCUAGCUACUGUUCCGCCCCUGAAUCGUUAGGGACUUAGGGUUUGGUCCCGUGAGGUAUGGAAGGAGUAUACAGCCCUUCGUUUCCCAGGCUGUUGGCAAAUUGUGGCUUACCGCGCUGGCACGGUUCUUAUCCGCACUCGUCCAGUUACAGAGGUAACUCCAGGCAAGAUGGAUUUCAUGUCUUGGAAAAUGGAAUGAUCUGGCCUUUUAUUUAAUUAUAUUGCUGGACUUUAUGCUUUACAAUACUAAUAUAUGUUGGAAACUAUCGUUAUUAUUAUUUAAAUAUUAACAAAUCCUAUGGUAUACUGUUCUUUCACACGAUGAUCUACAAUGGUUAAAAAUAUGGUAAUUACGUAGUAAAUAUAAAUGGUGAAUGCUAGAAAUAAAAUUCUUAUUGGAAAAAUAGUGUUAUUUUUUACAUUAUUAUCAUAAAUAAAUAUUCUGAGUUCUAUUGAAAUUCUACCGAAAUUUGUUUAUUAAAAGAAAUAUCUGAACAUUCGUAAUUUAUUCUAAAUGUAUUGUUACCGUAUACGGCAUCCUUCAAGAUAAUUCACUUCGAUGACAUCUCGAUAAACGAUAAUCUUCAAAUUCACACGCUCGAUACAAAUACGUGUUGCUUUUUCUAAAUUUUACAUGCUUUCUUACUGGAUCAUUUACUUUGAAUAUGGAGAAUUCAAGAUCAGGAACAUUAUCAGACGCAGAGGCAAACAGAAUGUUAAAUGAAAUCCUUGAUGAAGACAGGGAAGAGAAUUUAGACGAUGACGACGAAGAUGACGAUGAAGGCGAUGAAUCAGAGUGUACAGCAGCUUGCGCAGGAGAUCCUGCUGUUAAAAAGAGACUCUGCGAGUGUAUGCGCAUCGCAGAAAACUCUUCGAGGUUCUCCUUGCGCGUGAUGGAGGCGAUGAGGUUGUUGCAGCGCAGAGAAGACCGUCUGCUACCGACAUCCACCGCAGAGGAUAUCGUCGAUUAUAUUCAAGCAACUUAUCACGACGAUGGUGACCUUUACGCUCAGAUUCGUUAUGGAAUUGUUAGAAAACGAGUAUCAUUUAAUCGGACCAAAUGCGAUCUCGAUGAACCAAGCCACUUGCACGAAAGGUCGAAGGGAUUGCGCGUUGUCUUCGCCAGUUAAGACACCGAAACUUCGCAGGAAACGCGAUGAUAAUGGUGACGAUUGCGACUGUAAAACGACAACUGACGAAGAACUAGAACCUACGAGCAAAAGUCGAAGAGUAUGGAUCAAUAAAUCAAAAAGAAAUACUCGAAGGCAACACGAAAAACAUGAAGAGAAUGUUGCAGCUAGAGAAGUACCGGAAUGCUCUUGUAAUAUGACUGACGAAGACGUAGGAGAAGAUGAAUGUGUAUGCGAGGAUCAUGUGCAAAGAAACGCUAGAUAUAAUAAUAAUACAAGAGUGCAAGAAAGAGAAGAUGUGCAAGAAAAUGAUCACAAAAUAAUAAAUGAAGAAAGACAAACGAGACCAGUUCAGGAUUUCUCGAUAGAGUCCUCAAGAAGAAAAAAUGUUCAGGGAAGGAAUAGAACGAUGGAAAUUGUUGAUAGAACAACGAUAGGAAACAAUAGAUCAAACAAAGCAUUAUCAGAUAACGUGGACAAUUUUUACAGUAAAUUACAAGGAAAGAUUUUGUCUUCUGGAGACAAAAAGCGAGAAAAAGAACUAAAAGCGUGGAUCAAACGUUGUCAAGAAGAAUGUAAACGACAAGAGAAUCGACGAAACAGAAAUAAUUAAAUUUUUCGUUGAGCUCGUGACUCUGCUAAACGUGACUUUGAUCUAAAUUAUUAAUAAAUAACUACUCCAAAUGGAGUGCUCUUUUGAAUGAUAAAAAAUUAUUUUUGAAUGGAAUAUUUUUCAUCAAAUGUGUAAUAAAAUUUUAUCAAAUGUGUAAUAAAUAGACCUUCGUACCUUUUAUUCCGUUUUUACUUGCUUUUUUUUGUAUCAUUAUAUAUUACCUUUUUAUUAGUUUAUACGUAUUAUUUUUAUUUUUCGUUGAAAAUAGUGUCAAACAUGGGGAAAGUUGUAGAAAUCUUCCGGUACGAUCGAUGGGGAUUAAAUAACCAGAAUGCACCGCGAAAGAAAGUGCUUCACUUACAUAAGAUCUUAAUCUGUUAUCUAAAAUGCCAAAUAUCACAAGUAUAGAGAUUUUAUAUCACUUACAUUAGUAAAUUACAUCGAAAAAAUAUAAUUCAUAUUAAACUUAUACCUGUAUUUGAGUUUCUGCGCGAAUGGAUGUUUCUCUUUCUUGCGUUUCUUCUUCGAAAUCUAUUACAUGCAUUAUUACGUUGUUUUCGAACGCUAUCGGUGUACGCGAUCUUCCUUAAAUAUUUAUACACCAAAUCGGAAACCGUUGAUUUCUGAUCAUGGCGUCGUAGAGGAUUUUGCUCCCUAUUUCUAUUAUUUUUGUUCCGAGAUGCCAAUCUAUUCAUAGUUAUGCAUUAUUCGAGAAAAUUAAGGAAGAGAAGUGCGAAUUUAAAAGAUUUAAACGUUACAGAAUCAUCCACUACACUAAUUUCUUUUACCUGACUUCCUUAGUUUCUUCCUUUCUUGUUAUUUUAUAUCGAUAACCUCUGUUUUCUAAUGUCAUUUUAGUUAUUUUAUAACAUUAGAUUCAUUAAAUAAGGAAAGAAUUUAAAAGGGUAUAUUUGUGCCAUUACAUACCAUUAUUUAAUUUAACAUCAUUUUUUUAAAAGGAGAACUACGUAUUUCGUUCGUUAGACAUGAUGCAUAUAUAUAUAUAUGUAUAAACGAAUUCGUCUGCUAUGUCAAUUCAUAAACAUGUGGUCAAAUGCAAAAUUUAUUUAUAAUUUUUACCAAUAGAUGAUACAAAUAUUUUCUAUUACAUAUUGACUUUCCUAUACAUAGUUUGUGCUUUUAUACGUAGUAUUACUAGAGAAUAGUAUCAAGUAGAGAUUAAAUCUAUCAGUAUUAACUAAAUACAAGAUUAAGUCCUGUAUUG